This is a messenger RNA of Ceratina calcarata, 1188 nucleotides long. Its product is annotated as helicase SWR1. The record is from RefSeq and is a predicted model, not a curated record. Bases 372 to 1001 code for a protein of 209 amino acids. Lineage: Eukaryota; Metazoa; Arthropoda; Insecta; Hymenoptera; Apidae. The transcript is spliced from 5 exons.
AAUGCAUCGUCGACGACGAGUAGAAAGACGAGUCGGGGGACGGUGAAUUCGGUGGUGGGUGAAUUCAGCUUACGCGUGAAACGGGUAAUCGCCAAGGAUGAGUGGACGACGGGUGGUUACGGUCACACAGUGGUAACUCCGAGCGAGAGCGAGAACGAGAGAGCGAUAUGUAUAUGUGUAUAUAGAUAUACAUAUAAAGGGAAGGGGAAACUGGACUCGGCACUCCAAAGUACACAGCCUCCGCGAUUGCAGUUGGUGUGCUUUCGGUUCCCUCCACGCUUGCUGGACAUAUUCAUUCUUGGCGACUUGGUGCCCGUGGUAACAGUUCCAACUUCGAACUCCGUUCAUCAGACGACGCGCGGCCAUUCGAUAUGAAGCUCGCUAUAUUCUCAAUGGUGGCGAUCGGUUGCCUGAUAGCCGUGGUCAGCUCGGCGGACGAGGACUACGACUACGAGGAGGAGCCAGCAGCCUCUCCGGUCACCCCCGCGCCCACCAAAUCCUCUAGACUCGGAGGACUAUUGUCCUCGAGAGGACGGGUGAACGUCGGGAGGAAACCCGCGGCCACGGCAGCCGCGCAGUCGACCACGGCAAAGGCGAUCGAGCAGCCGGCGGAAACCGAGGAAGAAGGCGAGGAAGAACUAGACGAGAAUCAAGAACAGCAAGAAGAAGUUCUCACUACGACGACCGAAGCCUCCAAGAAAGUUCGCAGCGGAGUCAGACCCUUCAGAUCGAACCAGGAUCUCUUGGCCGCGUUGAAGAGAAGGAGAAGUCAAGUGGGGACCAGCAAUCACCGAGAAUCCACUCAAACCGCCGCGGAAUCUACGACGCCAAAAUCCAAGGCGACCACGAACAAUCGCAACAAGAGCAUCGGUGCCAGCGAUACGAAAUCGUCGGGUCGCGGGAGGUUCGGCGGGCGAGGAAGCAAGCCGUUGCAGGAAGAGGUCGAGGAGACUCAAAGAGAAGAGGUGCAAGUUAAACCGAAACCGUAUCGCAGAGGAUAGAUCUGCGAGAACUUUCUAGCUUCGUUAAACGGGAUCGGCGUCGAUCUUACGAUCUCGCGUCUCGAAAUUCGUUCACGCAUUCGAAAAUCGCAACGUCGUACACGUGUACAUACGCGGAAGGGGCUGUCCCUGUUCGAGGUACUUACUGUAUAAAUGUAAAUUAAUCGAAUAAAAUUUUUGAAACGAA